UUCAUGAAAUACCCCCGAGGUUUACAAAAACGCACCAAAUACCCUCGCGUGUUUCGAUUCACAUAAUAUACCCCUAUUUAUCCGUACUGUUCAUGAGAUGCACCUAACAGUUAACGGCGUUAGUCUACCGUUAGUGGAGUUUUACUAUUUUGCCCUUAAUUGUGUUAUGACCCCCAUUUACUUACCUUCCCUUUGACAAAAACUCAAAAAAAAAAAUCUCAUAUUCUUCUAUUUCUCUCUCUUCUCCCCUAUUCUUCAAGCUUCAACCUACUCGAAACCCAGUAAUUCUGGGUAGAUCCUCCUGCUCUCUGGCCGCCGGCAGUGAUCCGGUGUUACGCACUCACAUUCGCUCUCUCAGUGUUCCUUCUCAUCACUCCCUCCAUUUCAAUCUACGGUGAUGAGGACGAAUGGACGAUUGCUAUGAUCUGCUUGGGGUUUCUCAAAAUGCGAACACUUCGGAAAUUAUGAAAUGUUCAUUCGUCGGAUUACUUUCAAAAUUCACAUUCCUCAAUUCACUUUCAAAAUUCACUUUCAAAAGAGAAGAGAAGUCGGAAGUAUCAGCGGUUAGGAUGGAGAUGUCGGGAGGUGGGGUCGGGUGGGUAGCCCAGAUGAGAGAUUGGGCGAGUUUUGUGGGGUUUCGACCGGCGAUUGCAAGGGUUUUGAGAGGGGAAGAGGAUGAGUUGAGGAAUUUUAGGGAUUCUUUGAGGACGUAUUUACCUGUGAAGCCUGAUGCGCCGAGUACGAUGAUGUCAUAGGGUGGUGGUGGUGGUGGUGGAGGGUGGUGGAUUUCCGCCAUGGUUUGUGGUUGUUAGGGAGGAAAAGGGGAGGAAUGUGAAUUUUGAAAGUAAUCCCACCAGGUGCACCUGGAUUAUGGCAAACUGAAAUCAAGUGUUUGCCUCUCUUCCUUGGCAGCCUCAAGCUCUUCAUGUGACAUCAAGCUGAUGCCUUGAAUACGUUCUUCUAGCAACUGCUUCAAUUUGUUAUCUUCACUCAUUGACUGUCCAGUGGUCUCAUCAAGUUUUGCACGUGCUAGUUCCAACAAACCCUGUAAAGCAGCUUCUCGAACAGUUGCAUCAAGUUCAGUUACUACAAAACCAUCAGUUUAGUUUUCCCGUAUAAGAUAAUGAAGUAAAUUCAUGAGUAUGGUUGGCUUGCACUUGGGAAGAGAGUUCGUUCCUCAAUGGUGGCUGCUGGAUUUAGAUGUAGUAUUGCAGUGACUAAUGCACUAGUCGAUAUGUAUACCAACAGUAUAAUUCAAUUCAAUCAAUUUCUUAUUGGAUUUGUUGUUUGAGCAUUUCAAUUUUCUUUGAUUAUUACUUCUAUUUCUGUUUUAGGUUUAACUUUUAGGUUAA
Messenger RNA from Spinacia oleracea (spinach), 1352 nucleotides. RefSeq lists its product as uncharacterized. The record is from RefSeq and is a predicted model, not a curated record. The coding region runs from base 408 to 755 and encodes 115 amino acids. NCBI's taxonomy places the organism in Eukaryota, Viridiplantae, Streptophyta, Magnoliopsida, Caryophyllales, Amaranthaceae. The transcript is spliced from 2 exons.